AUGGCAGCUUCACCGCUGUUACACUCCCUUCCAGUCGGUUACCGUUUUCGACCGUCGGAAGAAGAACUCGUUUUCUCUUACCUCCUUAACCGCACAUCGGGGCAAGCUUACGCUGCGCGUCCACUCCUUCAGCUGCCCGAGGUUAACGUUUUGCGGUGCGACCCGAGCAGCCUGCCUUCCGACGCGUGCUUCGACGGCGAAUGGUUUUUCUACUACCGCCCGUCGCAGCAUGGCUCGAAAAAAGAACGCUCCGUGAAAUGCGGCGAGACGGUCGUCGGAUUCUGGAAAUCCACGGGAAACGAUCACGCGGUGCGCCUCGGCAGGAGUAAGAGCAGCAGCAGCAACGGCCACGCGUCGCAAAAGGCCCUUCCAGACGGCGGCGUAACGGGAAUGAAGAAGAAAUUAGUCUACUAUUCAAAGUCCGGGCCGAGCGACCACAAGGGAUCUAAGACGGACUGGAUUAUGGACGAGUAUCGACUCGAAGCGGAAGCCGGGAGCGAGCUCGCGGCGCUGGUGUUGUGCCGUGUCUUCAUCAAGGGCAAUGUCGCCCCGCCAAACGCGCCGCGUAACCCGCCGUCAAUCGCGCCGGCUUCGCCGAACUUGAGCUCCGCGACGGUCACACGACCGAUGUCGCCCGCGCCGUCGCUGACGCUCGGCGCCUUCGCGGAGCAUGUUACUAUGGCGAAGGGACAAAUCGUGACGGACAAUUGCGAUGUUGUUAACAGUGUGAUUCAAGCGAAGCAGAUGACUGUACCGGGCGCGGCUUCUGCAUCGGCGAUGUGUGGCGGCGACGACUGCGCCGAGCGGUUUGUCGAUCUUCUUCUCGCGAAAGACGAGGUUGAGAGUGGCAUGACCGGCGGUGAUACUAAAGGAUCUGCUAAUGACGAGGAGCGCAUGCUUCUAAGCACGAUGAUGGACGCGAUUAUAAUCGACGACGGAGAUCGGUCCGUGAAAUCCGGGAGCGACGAUGUGACUGCGUCGGUGCAGCUUGUAUCGGAGGCGUUCGUGGAUUCUUCAGUGGAUAACUCGGAAAGAUUCGUCUCGGGAUGGGGCGGGAGCGCGACAGACGCGGAGGAGAGCGGGAGAUUCGGGGGAUUUCAGUCACAACACGGCAGCAACACGGACCUGCCUGGUGCUUGCAACGGUAACAGCAGCAGCGCGUUCGAGAAAUUAUCGUCGGCGAGCUAUGAGAAUGUAACCAUGGCUGAGUCUCAGUGCGCUCCGGCAGCUGCGAGAACCUGGAAGGUUCCUCGCAGUCCUCAAAUUGCUUCCACUGACACUGUCGGCCCAGAUACUGGCGUAACUGGCGGCGCAACUACUGGCGGCGCGUCCGCUGCUGCUGUCGUCGCGCCAUCACUCGCCUCGGGACUAGCGACGGCAGAUCUGGAGCAGCCCAUGUAUCUGCACGGGCAUGAUGACGUCACCAUUGAGGUCCCGGAGCAUCCAAGCCAACGACACGGGUACACGUGGAUGCACAAAGUUUUAGACUCUGCUGACAUCUUCACUCCACAUGUCAGUUCCGAUAACGGCUCGCCUGCAGACAAAAGCUCGGCAGAAAAGUCGGGAGCCGGGAUUCACGGAGAGGGUAAAGGGAAGAGCGGAUCGCCUAAUGGCGAUGGGGGUUUUAAAGACAUGUUUUCUGACAUGUUCAGCGCGUUGACUCCUAGGGGACUAUCGUUCGGAAAGGGAUUCACACCUAAGGUGUUCACGCCCGUGGGAUUUACUCCCAAGGGAGCUACGCCGAAGGCUGGCUCUGGUUACCCGUUUGCGACACCUAAAGUAUUUUCGCCGGGUGUGGGACUGUGGAGGUUUCCGUCGAUGUCGAAGAAUGGGUUGAAGCGGCCUGCGGUAACUCCGAGCGGCGAGUCCCGAUUGGCGGAGGAUCGCUUAGUGAGGGUGAAGCAGUGA
Molecule: messenger RNA, 1908 nt
Organism: Closterium sp. Yama58-4
Lineage: Eukaryota; Viridiplantae; Streptophyta; Zygnematophyceae; Desmidiales; Closteriaceae
Source: the annotation of a GenBank genome assembly